Molecule: messenger RNA, 861 nt
Organism: Glarea lozoyensis ATCC 20868
Lineage: Eukaryota; Fungi; Ascomycota; Leotiomycetes; Helotiales; Helotiaceae
Product: NAD(P)-binding Rossmann-fold containing protein
Exons: 4
Coding region: 1-861 (286 amino acids)
Source: RefSeq, a predicted model, not a curated record
AUGGAUAUAUCUCAACUGUUCAGCGUGAAGGGGUUGGUGGUCGUGAUAACUGGGGGUGGUAGUGGUCUGGGACUGAUCAUGGCCAAAGCACUAGAAGCAAAUGGUGCUGCAAAGGUCUUCAUUCUAGGCCGUGAUAUCCUCAAGCUAGAAAACGCUGCAAAGCAAUCGAAACACGGAAACAUCAUAUCCUUGCAGUGUGACAUUACCAAGAAAGAUGAUCUUAUCCGCGCCGCUUCCGCAAUCAAAAAAGACAUAGGCUACAUAAAUCUUUUGAUAGCCAACGCCGGCCUUGUCACCCCCGGCCAAAUGACUCAAGGAAUAACACCCCAAAGCUGCAUUCCUGCCAUAUCGGAAUGUUUCCUCAAUCAACCUUGGGAAGCAUACACACAACAGAUGGAUGUUCAUGUUACCGCAACCCUGUAUACGUGCAUGGCAUUCCUUGAUCUCCUAGAUUUGGGCAAUAAAGCGCAGAACAUUUCUUGGAGUUCCCAGAUCAUAGCCACUGGAAGUGCACAAGGCUUCAAUAAGAAUCCAUUGAGUGGUUUGGGUUAUAGUGUCAGCAAAGCUGCAGAGACGCAUCUGAUCAAAAGUCUGGCGUUUUAUUUGGCACCAAAUGGCAUUAGAUGUAACGUGUUAGCUCCAGGUUUCUACGAGUCUGACAUGGUAGCGCCGGCCAUGAAAGCUCUGAACAUAACCACCGACAAUGCACCGAGCUUCAUCUCUCCUAUGGGAAGAAUGGGUAAGCCAGAAGAGAUUGCCGGAUUAGUUUUGACACUUGCUAGCAAAGCAGGUGCUUAUUGUAGUGGUUCGGUGUUCUUAAGUGAUGGCGGGCGAUUGACCCAACAACCCUCUGUAUUUUGA